Messenger RNA from Chelmon rostratus (copperband butterflyfish), 1802 nucleotides. RefSeq names its product collagen and calcium binding EGF domains 1 (gene ccbe1). Lineage: Eukaryota; Metazoa; Chordata; Actinopteri; Chaetodontiformes; Chaetodontidae. Gene Ontology annotation, molecular function: calcium ion binding. The transcript has 11 exons. Bases 312 to 1529 code for a protein of 405 amino acids. The record is from RefSeq and is a predicted model, not a curated record.
GGUAAACUAAAGGUAUGUUUAUGAGUCAGUUUACCACUUACCGAAAAAAGACAUAUUCAAGGAUGAAACAGUUAAAAAAUAUCCCGGUUGAUUCGGUUUCUUGACGGGAGCUGUCAAAAGUUGAGAGGAGGGGAAGUUACCGUUAAGCUAGCGUCUGAAGUGACAGCGGUUCAUUCAGUUAGCUUCUCAGAUGCACGGGGUAAGUGGGAGGGUCUGCCGUUGUGCUACACACCACUUGGAGUUGUAGCAGGGCUGAGGUGACCAUUAAAAGUGUGGAUUACCGACAGCACCCAGGUGACUGGACCGAUGUAAUGAUGCUGAGUCGCAGCAGCAGUCCUCUUCUGCUCGCCGUCACCUGCAUGUACUUCUCGGGAGGUUUGCUUUGGUCCUUCCAAGAAGAGGAUGCGAGUGACGGUGGAGAGUGCUCUGAAAAUAACAUUUCUACAACAAAGUACCCCUGCGUGAAGUCGACUGGAGAAGUUACGACGUGUUACAGAAAGAAAUGUUGCAAGGGCUUCAAGUUUGUGCUGGGCCAGUGUAUUCCUGAAGACUAUGAUGUGUGUACUGGCGCCCCCUGUGAGCAACAGUGUACUGACCAUUUUGGUCGAGUGGUGUGUACCUGUUACCCCGGCUACCGCUACGACCGUGAGCGCCACAGAAACCGAGAGAAGCCCUACUGUCUGGACGUCGAUGAAUGUGCAGACAAAAACAUGACUGCAUGCUCUCAAAUCUGUGUCAACUCUGUUGGGAGCUACAGGUGUGAGUGUGAGAAAGGCUAUUUCCUGGAAGAAGAUGGGAAAACAUGCACCAAGGGGGAGAGAGCAGUGCAUCUCUUUGAGAAGUCUGACAAUGUGAUGGAUGUGGGUACUUGCUCAGCCACAUGUAAUGAUUUCCUCCAGAUCAAGAUGUCUGUUCUGCAGCUUAAACAAAAGAUGGCCAUGCUGUCAAACAGUGCUGACGUCCCUGAGCAGAUGACCAGCGAGAAAAUCCUGACAUCUCCCAUAUUUUUACCAGGGCCCCCUGGUCUCCCUGGUCCCCCAGGAGAUCCAGGACCAAAGGGCCCUCCGGGACUUACAGGACUGAUGGGGCACCCUGGGCCUCCUGGUCCGAGAGGCUUGAUGGGACCCAUUGGACCCACACCAGACCUGUCCCACAUCAAACGGGGCCCGCGAGGACCUGUGGGGCGUCCAGGAGCACCAGGAAAAGAUGGCUUAAAGGGCGACAGAGGAGCUCCCGGGCCUGUCGGACCACCAGGCCCUCCAGGCUCCUUUGAUUUCCUGCUCCUGCUGAUGGCAGACAUCCGGAACGACAUCGCUGACCUGCAGAGCAAGGUGUACGGUCGACCGAUGCACUCUCCCGGGGAGGACUUUCCUGCGGUCCCUGACAGCUGGAGGGACAACCAGGACACUCUGGAGGCCGGCUCGGGUGAGGACUACAAGGAACCUCCACCUCCAACGGGCGGAGGGUCCAAGAGGAGCAGGAAGAGGAAACCAGCGCCGGAGAGAACAGACUUUGACUGGAAUAUUUAAAGAGGGUGGGUUUAAAUACUUAAUGUCAGGUGUAAAUAUUGAAGUGGUUUGCUUUUUUAUUUAACUGUUUUUAAACAGAAUGUACUGUAUGCCUUUUCAUCACAGAUCUUUAUUUUUGUAUGAUAUACAAGAUUUUGUGUGAAUAUUUUUAACUAAAUGAGUAGACUGUGCAAAUGCAUGUUUUUUUAUUAUUUGAUAUUUUCAGAAAUGUACUAUGGUUCCUUCACAGCACAUUAAACAAGUCUCUCAUGAAAGCAGUUUAUACCUCUUUAU